Molecule: messenger RNA, 1342 nt
Organism: Coffea eugenioides
Lineage: Eukaryota; Viridiplantae; Streptophyta; Magnoliopsida; Gentianales; Rubiaceae
Product: probable pectinesterase 8
Exons: 5
Coding region: 7-1197 (396 amino acids)
Biological process (GO): cell wall modification
Molecular function (GO): pectinesterase activity
Source: RefSeq, a predicted model, not a curated record
UGAACAAUGAAUCCUAAGGGCAUAUCCUUAAUCAUUUUCAUCGGCCUCAUUGCUAUUUUAUCAUCCAAUCAAUUCAGGAAUGUACCUUUCUUGAUCCUUGAGUAUGUUAACGAUCUUAUUACCCUUGAAAUGCUCUCGUCAUCUACCGUUAUUCCGAUUGAUCUGAUGCUUGGUUAUAAUAGAGGUCAUCAUCAUCAUCAUCACGAUGACAAGAAAAGGAAAAUAGUGUCAAUCUGUGAUGAUUUUCCACCUGAUUUUCCCCCUCCAGAUACCAACACAACAUCCACAAUAUGUGUUGAUCAUAAUGGUUGCUGCAACUUCACCACCGUACAAGCUGCUGUCGAUGCUGUUGAAGUUCUCAGCUCGAAAAGGACUAUAAUAUGGAUAAAUAAUGGCAUUUACUUCGAGAAAGUUAUCAUUCCGAAAACAAAACCAAACAUCUCCUUUCAAGGACAAGGCUUUACGUCCACGGCAAUUGUGUGGAAUGAUACAGCCAAUUCUUCGCAUGGCACAUUUUACAGCGGCUCCGUUCAAGUUUUUGCUGCCAACUUCAUAGCCAAGAAUAUAAGUUUCAUGAACGUGGCCCCUAUACCUGGUCCGGGAGCAGUGGGAGCACAAGCAGUAGCGAUGAGAAUAGCGGGAGACCAAGCGGCCUUCUGGGGUUGUGGGUUCUUUGGAGCGCAGGACACCCUGCAUGAUGACCGAGGCCGCCACUAUUUUAAAGAAUGUUACAUACAAGGCUCCAUUGAUUUCGUCUUUGGCAAUGGGAAAUCAUUUUAUGAGAAUUGCCGGUUAACCUCAAUAGCGAACCCAGUGGCAGUAGGAGCAAGGGCGAUAACCGGAGCAGUGACGGCGCAUGGGCGAGCUUCCAAGGACGAAAACAGUGGCUAUGCUUUCGUGAAUUGCAGCAUUGGAGGAACAGGAAGAAUCUGGCUGGGACGAGCGUGGAGGCCCUUCUCCACUGUUGUGUUUGCUUACACUUCUAUGUCUGACAUCAUUGCUUCUGAGGGAUGGAAUGACUUCAAUGAUCCUUCCAGAGACCAGACUGUUUUCUAUGGGGAGUACAAUUGUUCUGGCAAUGGAGCUAAUACAACACUAAGGGUGCCUUAUGCCCAAAAGCUCGAUGACACACAAGCUACACCUUUUCUGAAUAUUUCUUUCAUGGAUGGUGAUCAGUGGCUGCAACCAUACAGUUAAUUUGAACAAGGUGUUAAUUAAGUUGUGGGAAGAAUUUGGAAUGGCUGAAUUCAGAAUUGGGUGUUUUCAAUUUUCAAUGAUUUAAAUUAUAAUGAUUGAAGGAUGAAUAAAUUUAUUUGGAAUUAAUUUCUGAAAUGAUUUAUUG